AUGGUCAGGGAAGUCAACGAAAGCAGUGAUGAUGAUGAGGACAACACCCAGUAUGAUGUUGCCGGUGUCAACCUACAGGAACCAAGAAAACAACUCGAGGACCUGAUGAUAGACUACAUCGCUGGACAAGAAUCAGGCGACUGGACUGAAACCUGUCAAAUUGGGAGAAACAAGGUGGACUUCAAGCUUGAUUCAGGAUCUCAAGCGGACAUUCUACCAGAAGACUGUUUCAAAAACACUGGACUGGCAUUGCUUCCCAGUAAGGCAUCUCUCAAAUCCUAUUCAGGGCACAAGAUUAAGGCAUUAGGAAAGACCAUAGCCAAUUUGAAGCAAUUCCGUGAAGAAACAGCCGCGGACCCCACACUUGCGAAGGUGAAAGGUCACAUUAUGAAUGGCUGGCCUGUUGAUAAACACCACUUGACAAGUGAUGUUGGCCCAUACUAUGCAGUCCACAAUGAAUUAGUGUUCUGUGAUGGCAUUAUUUUUCUUGGCAACCGGGUUGUAGUUCCGCGAAGCAUGCAGAAGGACAUGCUUAAGAAAAUCCAUGAGUCUCACCUAGGGAUAGUGAAACUCAAACAGAGAGCACGAGCCAUUUUAUACUGGCCGGGCAUGAAUUUGCAAAUUGAAGACACGGUAGCCAAGUGUGCUAUCUGUCAGUCAAGUAGGAAAACUCAACCUGCUGAACCAAUGAUACAACAUGACAUACCUGACAGACCAUGGUCUAAACUAGGUGCAGAUGUGUUCCACUUAGGAGUGAACUAUCUGCUUGUAGUUGACUACUACUCCAAAUUUCCAGAAGUACAGGCCUUGCAAGAUCACACAGCCCAUUCGGUCAUACAUGAAUUGAAAAUUAUAUUUGCCCGCUCCGGUACACCAGAUCUGUUGAUUACUGAUAAUGCAAGCCAAUUUGUGUGCGAAGACUUCAGAACUUUCCAAAACAUGUGGGAGUUCAGGCAUGUCACGUCUAGCCCAAGGUACCCACAGAGCAACGGGCAAGCCGAGCGCUGUAUUCAAACAGUGAAAACACUCAUGAAAAAGGCUAAGGUGUCUGGCAGGGACCCUUAUAUGGCACUGCUGGAAUAUCGCAACACGCCCCUCGAUGGCACAGAGGGUUAUGCACCAGCACAAUUACUCAAUAGUCGCUUGCUCAAAAGCCGACUUCCCACUUCAUCGACUCUUCUUCAAUCACAAGUAUAG
Molecule: messenger RNA, 1197 nt
Organism: Patiria miniata (bat star)
Lineage: Eukaryota; Metazoa; Echinodermata; Asteroidea; Valvatida; Asterinidae
Exons: 2
Coding region: 1-1197 (398 amino acids)
Biological process (GO): DNA integration
Molecular function (GO): nucleic acid binding
Source: RefSeq, a predicted model, not a curated record